AUGGACCCGGCGGGCGGCGCCGCGCAGCCCCUCGGCGGCGGGCGGCGGCGCCUGCGCGUGCUGUGCCUGCACUCCUGGAGGACGAGCGGCGCGAUUUUCAAAGAGCAGUUCGAACGCGCGGGGCUGGGGCAGGCGCUGGAAGAUCUGGUGGAGAUGGUGUUCGUGGACGCCCCCAACAGGGCACGCGGCAAGGCACCCCCAGACGUGGCCGCUGCGUUCCCGGGCCGCGACUACUACGAGUGGUUCUCCACAGAAGGCGCCGAGGAGAACCUGGCCGAAUUCCGCCUGACGUACCACGGCCUCGAAAACAGCGAACCAUUCGUCGAAAAAAUCAUCAUGGAGCGCGGCCCGUUCGACGGCAUCAUUGGCUUCUCCCAGGGCGCCAUCAUGGCGGCCGCGGUGGCGGCGAUGCAGCGCGGCGGCGGCGCGCUGCAGGGUGCGCCGCGGCUGCGGUUCGCGUGCCUGUUUGGGGCGGCGUUCUCGGAGCACCCGCGGCAUCUGGAGGCGUUCAAAAACGGCAGGGUGGACCUGCCCACUGUCCACAUCAUCGGCCACAAGGACUUCAUCAAGGAGCACUCCAUCACCCUGGUCCGCAAGUUUGCAAACCCCAUCGUGAUCUUUCACCCCCGCGGCCACGUCAUACCCCGCCUGGAGGGGCCCCAGCUUGCAGUGCUGAGGGCCUUCUUCUCGGCGAUGCUGCAGGAGGGCGGCGGCAGCGGCGCGCCCGCGCCCGCGCCCGCGCCUGCGCCCGCGUUGGCGCCGGCGGCCGCUCCGCGCGCCCCGCCCGCUGGGCGGCCAGCCAGCAAGCUAUGA
Monoraphidium neglectum is the source of this 813-nucleotide messenger RNA. RefSeq lists its product as hypothetical. The record is from RefSeq and is a predicted model, not a curated record. The coding region runs from base 1 to 813 and encodes 270 amino acids. The transcript has 6 exons. NCBI's taxonomy places the organism in Eukaryota, Viridiplantae, Chlorophyta, Chlorophyceae, Sphaeropleales, Selenastraceae.